Molecule: messenger RNA, 2613 nt
Organism: Suillus subalutaceus
Lineage: Eukaryota; Fungi; Basidiomycota; Agaricomycetes; Boletales; Suillaceae
Product: WD40 repeat-like protein
Exons: 8
Coding region: 1-2613 (870 amino acids)
Biological process (GO): ribosomal small subunit assembly; maturation of SSU-rRNA from tricistronic rRNA transcript (SSU-rRNA, 5.8S rRNA, LSU-rRNA)
Cellular component (GO): small-subunit processome; Pwp2p-containing subcomplex of 90S preribosome
Molecular function (GO): protein binding
Source: RefSeq, a predicted model, not a curated record
AUGAAGGCAAAUUACAAGUUCUCCAACAUCUGCGGGACAGUUUAUCAGCAAGGAAGCAUUCUUUUUACUCCCGAUGGCAACACGCUGCUGAGUCCUGUUGGGAAUCGAGUAUCAGUGUUUGAUUUGGUGAACAAUAAAUCCCGAACACUACCAGUCGAGAAUCGUAAAAAUAUCGCUGCAAUUGCCCUCAGUCCAGAUGGGAACGUUCUGGUGUCUGUCGAUGAAGAUGGCAGAGCGUUGCUCGUAAAUUUCAAAAGAGGCGUGGUUUUGCAUCAUUUCAACUUCCAAAAACCGGUCCAGGACAUACAAUUUUCACAUGAUGGAAAGUUCAUCGCAGUGACCCAUGAUUCCCAUGUGCAAGUUUGGCGCACGCCAAAUCACCUAGUCCGAGAGUUUGCACCAUUUGUACUUCACCACACAUACACGGGGCAUAAUGCCGACGUAUCCAGUAUUCGAUGGUCACCGGAUUCAACCUGCUUCAUAACGACAUCACACGACAUGACUGCCCGAUUAUUCACCCUUGAUCCCUUGGAAGGGUUUCGACCAAAAACAUUUGCUGGCCAUAAGGACGCUGUAGUUGGAGCAUACUUCUCUGCCAAUGGCAAAUUCAUAUACACUGUCAGUCGUGAUGGUGCUGUUUUCACAUGGACAGCCAAAGACGAGCCGGACGACACUGAGGCACCACAGGUUUCUUCAGCUUUCGCACAUUCAAUACCUCGGAUAAGGUGGGGUGUACAUGACCGCCACUAUUUUAAUCUCCCACACACAAAAGUUGUCUGUACCACCUUCCACCCAUCUUCCAACCUCCUGGUCGUCGGAUUCUCCAGUGGUGUGUUUGGACUUUGGGAGCUUCCGUCAUUCACAAAUAUCCACACCCUGAGCAUCUCGCAGGAGAAGAUCUCAUCUGUUGCAAUAUCUCCAAGCGGAGAAUGGCUCGCCUUCGGCGCACGUAGGCUUGGUCAGCUCCUUGUCUGGGAAUGGCAAUCAGAGUCCUACAUCCUCAAACAACAGGGACACUAUUUCGAUAUGAACACGCUGGCUUACGCUCCAGAUGGGCAGACCAUUGCCACAGGGGGUGAUGAUGGCAAACUCAAGGUCUGGUCCGUACAAAAUGGCUUCUGCUUCGUAACCUUCUCAGAACACACUGCACCCAUAACGGGCAUCACAUUCGCGAAGCACGGCUCCGUUCUCUUCUCUGCUUCUCUUGAUGGCACCGUUCGUGCAUUCGACCUAGUUCGGUACCGCAAUUUCCGGACUUUCACCUCCCCUUCUCCUGUUCAGUUCUCUUCCAUAGCAGUUGAUCCAUCAGGAGAAGUUGUUGCUGCGGGCUCAACAGACACAUUCGAAGUCUUUAUGUGGUCAGUCCAGACCGGGAAGCUCCUCGACAUCCUCGCCGGCCAUGAAGCACCCGUAUCUGCGCUGGCCUUCUCGCCAACGGGUGCCAAUCAACUGGCGAGUGGUUCCUGGGACCGCACCAUUCGCAUUUGGAGCAUUUUUGGCAGAUCACGCGCUGUGGAACCUCUUACGCUCUCCUCCGAUGUUCUCUCGAUUGCAUUCCGACCGGAUGGCGUGGAACUAGGAGCGUCGACGCUUGAUGGCCAGAUCACAUUCUUUGAUGUGCGAUCAGGAAAGCAGUCAAAUGUCAUUGAUGGCCGCAAAGAUGUUUCUGGAGGACGAAAAGCGGACGAUCGCGUCGCGGCUGCUAAUAGUUCCUCUACAAAGGCGUUCACGAGCCUUGCAUAUACUGCAGACGGGUCGUGUGUGCUUGCCGGUGGAAAUAGCAAGUACGUUUGUCUAUAUGACGUACGUGAAGGAGAGGGAGUACUCGUGAAGAAGUUUCAGAUUUCAGAAAAUCUCUCACUGGAUGGGACCCAGGAGUUUCUAGACAGUCGCAAGGUUAACGAUGCGGGUAUUAACAUCGAUCUUAUUGAUGACCGCGGCAAUGCCAGCGACCUAGAAGAUAGGAUGGAUACGACUUUACCAGGCGCAUCGAGAGGAGCAGGUGACAUGUCCGUACGAAAGCACCGCCAAGAAGCGCGCACUAAAUGCGUGCGCUUCUCGCCAACAGGGCGUGCUUGGGCAGCCGCAAGCACUGAAGGCCUCUUGAUCUACUCUCUAGACGACACUGUCAUGUUUGACCCUUUCGACCUCACGAUAGAUCUCACUCCGGAAGCUGUCCUCAACAUCCUCGCAGAGGGCGAGUACCUGAAGGCGCUUGUUCUUGCAUUCCGCUUGAACGAGAAACCCAUUAUACAACAAGUUUACGAGCGCAUUCCCCGCAGUGACAUACGCCUCGUUGCACGACAGAUGCCUAGUGUUUAUAUCCCUGCACUCCUUCGAUUCACGUCGGAGCAUCUGGAGAAGAGCCCUCAUCUCGAGUUCGACCUCAUUUGGGUGCAGACUGUGAUUACGGCACAUGGUCGCUUCCUGAGAGAUCACAGCGGUGAACAUGCACCUGUAUUACGAGCAGCCCAGAAGGCAUUAGGUGACGUAGAGGGGUCGAUAUCAAGGCUAUGUGACGAAAAUACGUCAACGUUGCAGUACCUCAUUGACCAGUCGGUGGUCAAGCAUGGACUAGAUGCAUCAGAUGAUUGUCUACCCUGUGAGUUGUGA